GCUUUCUACCCCAAUCCCAUCCGGUCAUCCACAAGUCCGUCUCCCUCCAAAACCCACACAUCCUCUGCCACCCUCGCCGCGCGGCGCCUCCGCCUCCGCCCCCGCCGCGGCGUCUACAUAACCGCCAUAACCACCGCACCCACCUCGCUCCCCCAUUCGUCGGCCGCAGCUCCGUCUCCCGCCAUGCAAGCGCCCGCACACACCCUCGGGCUCCGCCUGCCCCCUCCUUCCUCCUCCGCACGCCGCCGCGCUCGCCGGCCCGUCCGCACGGCGGCGGCGGCGGCCACCCAGGCGGCGCCGCGGCGGGAGACGGACCCCAGGAAGCGGGUGGUGAUCACGGGGAUGGGGCUGGUGUCCGUGUUCGGGAGCGACGUGGGCGCCUUCUACGACCGGCUCCUGCAGGGCGAGAGCGGGGUCGGCCCCAUCGACCGCUUCGACGCCGGCAGCUUCCCCACCCGGUUCGCGGCCCAGAUCAGGGAUUUCUCGUCGGAGGGGUACAUCGACGGCAAGAACGACCGCAGGCUCGACGACUGCCUCCGGUACUGCAUCGUCAGCGGCAAGAAGGCGCUCGAGAACGCCGGGCUCGCCAAGGGCUCCGACGCGCACGUCAAGCUUGACAAAGUGCGUGCUGGAGUUCUCGUGGGGACUGGCAUGGGUGGCCUUACUGUGUUUUCUGAUGGCGUUCAGAAUCUCAUCGAGAAGGGAUACAGAAAAAUUUCGCCUUUCUUUAUUCCGUAUGCUAUAACAAACAUGGGCUCAGCGUUGCUUGCGAUGGAUGUUGGUUUCAUGGGUCCUAACUAUUCAAUUUCAACUGCAUGUGCCACCUCCAACUAUUGCUUUUAUGCUGCUGCCAACCAUAUACGGCGUGGUGAGGCUGAUAUCAUCGUUGCUGGUGGUACUGAAGCUGCAAUUAUUCCCAUUGGUCUUGGUGGUUUUGUGGCCUGUAGGGCACUAUCACAGAGGAACGAUGACCCGACAACUGCAUCUAGGCCAUGGGACAAGGAGAGAGAUGGUUUUGUUAUGGGCGAAGGUGCUGGUGUACUGGUUAUGGAGAGCCUGGAGCAUGCAAUGAAGCGUGACGCACCAAUAAUUGCAGAAUACUUGGGAGGGGCGGUAAACUGCGACGCUUACCAUAUGACUGAUCCUAGAUCAGAUGGACUGGGUGUAUCAUCCUGUAUCACAAAGAGCCUUGAAGAUGCAGGUGUUGCACCGGAGGAGGUGAACUACAUCAAUGCGCAUGCAACUUCCACACUUGCUGGUGACUUGGCUGAAGUAAGAGCCAUUAAGCAAGUCUUCAACAAUACAUCUGAGAUAAAAAUUAACUCAACAAAGUCAAUGAUAGGCCAUUGCCUAGGUGCAGCUGGUGGAUUAGAAGCUAUUGCCACGGUAGAAGCCAUAACUACUGGAUGGGUGCACCCUACCAUUAAUCAAUUUAACCCAGAGCCUGAAGUUGAGUUCGAUACAGUAGCCAAUGAAAAGAAGCAGCAUGAAGUGAAUGUUGCCAUCUCUAAUUCCUUUGGAUUCGGAGGACACAAUUCGGUGGUAGUAUUUGCUCCAUUCAAGGCAUGAUUCGUCCUUGAUACAUACGUAUACAGCCUGCAGCAUGUUCUCACGAUUGGUAAUUUAGUGAGGAAUUUCUUAGAUGUAGCAUAUGAUUUUUCCUCUUCUUUUUAACCAGCUUCAAAGGAUCAAGUUUUGAUUCAUCGAGUUAUGCUGCCAAAAGCAGAUUUGUUUGUUUAUAUGCCAA
Messenger RNA from Setaria italica (foxtail millet), 1747 nucleotides. Its product is annotated as 3-oxoacyl-[acyl-carrier-protein] synthase I, chloroplastic. Bases 184 to 1569 code for a protein of 461 amino acids. Gene Ontology annotation, biological process: fatty acid biosynthetic process. Gene Ontology annotation, molecular function: 3-oxoacyl-[acyl-carrier-protein] synthase activity. The transcript has 7 exons. Lineage: Eukaryota; Viridiplantae; Streptophyta; Magnoliopsida; Poales; Poaceae. The record is from RefSeq and is a predicted model, not a curated record.